GAACUAAGCUUACUAUUUUAGUUAAAGAAAUGGCUCUAGCAAAUAUGGUGAUGAGUGGUGAUUCAAGCAACGUGAGGCAUAUCCGCCCUCCCAUUGUCUUAUUCAAGCCAAGCAUGUGGGGUGACAUUUUCUCUUCAUGUUCUUUCGAUAAUCAGGUGCAGGAAAAAUACUCUGAGGAAAUGGAAGCACUAAAGAAGGAAACAAGAAAAAUGUUAAUGGUCGUGGAGUCUACAAAAUUGAUGAUAUUGAUCGACAAACUUGAGCGCUUGGGUGUCGCAUAUCAUUUUGAGAACGAGAUCGAACAAAAGCUCAAACAAAUUUAUGAUUCCAAAGCCGACGAAGAUUCUGAUUUGUUCACUACUGCGCUUCGGUUUCGUUUGCUAAGACAACAUCAGUUUCCUGUUUCUUGCGAUGUUUUCAACAAAUUCGUCGAGAAAGACUACAAAUGGAAACCAGAAAUCCAUGGCAGCGACAUCGAAGGCAUCCUAAGUUUGUACGAGGCAGCUCAUGUCCGAAUUCGCAACGAAAAAAUAUUAGACGAAGCUGCAAAAUUCACAGUGGAUCAAUUGAAUCACAUCCUUCCAUCAUCAGAGUCUCCUAUUGUGAAAGAGAAAGUGCAACAAGCUUUGAAGCACUCCAUUCAUAGAGGCCUUCCAAUUUUAAAUAUCCGAUUCUACAUUUCCAUCUACCAAAGAGAAGGAACAACCGAUGAACUACUUCUCAAAUUAGCCAAACUCAAUUUCAAUUUCUUGCAGAAUAUCUACAGGAAAGAGUUGGUUGAACUCACAAGGUGGUGGGAUAAAUUUGACUUAAAGAACAAAUUACCAUACGCAAGAGACAGAGUUGUGGAGUGUUAUCUAUGGGGCAAUGCGUUUCGUUACGAACCUCAAUACUCUUACCUUCGAAUAACCGUUGCCAAGAACAUGCAACUUGUGUCGAUUAUGGAUGACACCUAUGAUAAUUAUGCUACACUUGAAGAGGAUGAUCUAUUCACCGAGAUUCUCGAGAGGUGGAAUUUGGAUGAGAUUGAUGUGCUCCCUGAUUUCAUGAAAGUUGUUUAUAGAUUCAUCAUGAGUACAUAUGAAGAUUUUGUGGUUGAUGCGGAAAAGCAAGGAAAAUCCUUCGUUGUCCCUUACUACAGAGAAGCAGUGAAACAGCUUGGUAGGGCUUAUAACCAAGAGCAGAAGUGGAUUAUGGAAAGGAAAAUGCCAGGUUUUGAUGAGUAUAUGACAAAUUCAGUGAUCACAAGCUGUAUGUAUGUGAUGUUCACAGCUCUUGUCCCUGGCAUGAAAUCUGUUGAUGAGGCAUCAGUUCAAUGGCUCCUCGGUGAGCCCAAAAUCGUCAUUUCCACUGCCAAGAUGGGUCGAACCCUCGAAGACUUGGGCAGCCAUGAACGCGAGAAUAGGGAUGGGAAAAUGCCGACUGUGGUGGAUUGCUACAUGAAUGACAAAGGCGUGUCAAAGCAAGAAGCGAUUAGUGAGUUUGUGGAGCUUGUUGAGAAUGGAUGGAAGGAUGUGACCGCGGAGUGGGCUAAGGGGGGCAGCUCAGUGCCUAAGGAAAUGGUGGAACAACUCCUAAACUACGGCCGCGUAGCUGAGGUCACUUACAAGAGUAAAGAAGAUGGCUAUACUAACCCUGAAAAGUAUUUGGGGCCAUUGAUUGCAUCUCUCUAUGUGGAUCCUCUUCCUCUCAACGUUUGAUUAUUUAUAUAUGCAUGCUUAUUAUAAUAAACAUCAAUGUGGGGCAACUUGGUUUAUUUAGCCAUUUUGCUUUGCUAGAUUGGUGAUCAUAGAGUGUUAAGGUUGAUGUUUACAUGUUCAAGCUAGUAUGCUCAUAUAUAUGUGUGUAUGUGGAGUGAUGGAAAUGAGCUUUUGUAAUAAGAUGUUGUGAUGUAAUAUAGUUUUUGGAUUUCAUGGUUA
Molecule: messenger RNA, 1919 nt
Organism: Salvia hispanica
Lineage: Eukaryota; Viridiplantae; Streptophyta; Magnoliopsida; Lamiales; Lamiaceae
Product: gamma-cadinene synthase-like
Biological process (GO): diterpenoid biosynthetic process
Molecular function (GO): terpene synthase activity; magnesium ion binding
Source: RefSeq, a predicted model, not a curated record